Messenger RNA from Parus major (Great Tit), 1368 nucleotides. Its product is annotated as acrosin-like. Lineage: Eukaryota; Metazoa; Chordata; Aves; Passeriformes; Paridae. The coding region runs from base 241 to 1155 and encodes 304 amino acids. The transcript has 4 exons. Gene Ontology annotation, molecular function: serine-type endopeptidase activity. The record is from RefSeq and is a predicted model, not a curated record. Gene Ontology annotation, biological process: proteolysis.
AGCUCUAAUAAUGAAUUAUUUAAGGCCGCAGCUCUCUCUGUGUUUCAUUUUGGGGCGCCACCAGCGCAGGCCCAGCGCGGGAGGUGACACCGCUGUCACCAAGGUCCCCCCGGCAGCGCCACCGCUCCAAGGUUCCACCCUCCGAGCUGCCCCUCUGUGACAUCAGCCCGGGCCGGUGGCACCGCCAGGGCCACCAGAGGUGACAGCUCCACUCCGCCUCUGCCACCUGCGCUGGCACCGAUGGCUCUGCUGGCCCUGCUCGUCCUGCUGGCCCUGGCCGGGCCCGUGGGGGGCACGUGGGACACCUGCAGAGGGACCUGCGGGCUCCGGCCCAUGGCCUUUGACCACAGCUCCGAGCUUCCAGAAUAUUCCCUGGACAGCGAUUACAAACCUAUGGACGGAGCCUCGCAGGACGGGGGUGGCACCGGGGUGCACCCGGGGGCCUGGCCCGGCAUCGUCAGCGUCCAGGCCCGGCUGGAGAACGGCACGUGGCACAUGUGCUCCGGGGCCCUCAUCCACCCCCAGUGGGUGCUCACGGUGGCACACUGCUUCGUGGGGACUGGGCCUGGCACUGCACCCAGCCAGCCCAGCCAGCGCUCCCGGCAGCUCCAGCCCGAGCCAGCCCCGUCCUGCUCCAGGCUGGAGCCUCCAGAGCGGAGCCUUUCCAUGGGAAUCCAGCCGGGAAUGCGGCUCUGGAAGGGCUUGGGAUGGGAAGGGCCAGGCCCAGGGCUGGCAGCAGCCUCUGACUCCUCUCUCCUGGCGCAGGGGGACAGCGGGGGUCCCCUGGUCUGCAAGGACAACGUUGGUGACUACUUCUGGCUGGUGGGACUGGCCAGCUGGGGCCGAGGCUGCGCCGGGGCCAAGCGACCCGGGGUGUUCACGUCCAGCCAGCACUUCCACACCUGGAUCCAGGUCCAGAUGGGAUUGCUCCCACCAGAAGCUGAUGUUCCUCCACCAGAGCCCCUCCCAACCCUGUCCCUGGAGCUGGAGCUGGAACCGGAGCCAGAGCCAGACUCGGAUUUUAGCAAUCCGGAGAAUCCCAACCCAGUGGUCACGGGGGAAUCUACGGACCUUUCAUACCAACAACAGAUCCUGGGGAAAUUCCUGAACCUGCUGCUGGAGCUCCUGCAGUUCCUGAAAGGAAAGAAAGCCUGAGCAGGGGGAUGAGCUGAUCCAGUUGUGGCGAGCGUUCCCAGCCGGGGCCGUGGCCGUGGGGCCAAGGUCAGCCCCGGUGCCCAGGGCUGCUGGGCCCUGCCCACGCUGACCCCUGCGCCCGCCCCGACCGUGAAUCCACUUUGGAUUGAAAUAGAGUUGUUCCUAUUCCCACUUCUGCACCUUGUCCAGUUCCUUGUCCUGGGGAAAACAGGG